Molecule: messenger RNA, 1092 nt
Organism: Lepus europaeus (European hare)
Lineage: Eukaryota; Metazoa; Chordata; Mammalia; Lagomorpha; Leporidae
Gene: PRR19
Product: proline rich 19
Exons: 2
Coding region: 1-1092 (363 amino acids)
Source: RefSeq, a predicted model, not a curated record
AUGGAUCCUCGGGGGCAUGCCGGCCAGCCUUUCCAGCGGCCUGAGAAACCUGGUCGUGUUCGCCGCCGGAAGACCAGGCGGGAGCGGAAUGAGGCCCUAGUGGGCAGCCGCCGACCGUUGGCCCACCAGGAUCCUCCUGCGGCCAGUCAGGAUCCACCUGUACCCCUACGGGAUCCUGUGGCCCCUUCUGUCCCCAAGCUCGUGGUCAUAACCCAGGGUCGACUGAGCCGGGAGCACCGUGGUCUCUUCAAUCAUGAAGUGAAAUCCCUGGACGUGGCUCGGCUGCUUAAAAGUGGAUCCCUGGAGCCGGGCACCCCGCCACUCCCUUCCAAACCCUCCCCAAGCCCAGGCAGGGUCCAAGAAUCAGGCCCACAGUCAAAGGACAAGGAGAACCAGGUGCCUGGAGGCUCUGGCCCAGGCCCGCCCAGUUCCCCAGAGCUCCCUGGCUUGGGGCAGCUUCUAGAAGAGUUACAGUGCCAGCUGAUUCUACCGCACGCUUUCCCCAGGAGGAACCUGGUGCAAGAAGCCAGGGAUGCCAUUGUGGGCACCCUCCAGGCCUGCCAUGGCUGUGUGCCUGACCUUGCCCUGGUGCUCCGGGGCUGCCAGCCACCCUUGCAAGGGACCAAGCCUGUGGGCCCUGAGAGACGGAGGAUGACACCCUCCUGGAUCAACGAUGCUGAGCAGACCCCAGGGGAGGAGAGACAGAGGCGGCGACCAGGGACCAAGGAGCUUGCUUUCACCAUGCCUUGCGCCUCCAGCACUCCCGUUGCACCCAGGGGGAACCUGGCACCACCAAGAGGUCCUUGGCCACCCCCUUUGCCCUCAUUCUCUUCGCCAUCCAAGGUGGCCUGGGGUCCUCCAACAGCCUUUGACCUGCUAAAAAGCAUCUGGCUUGUAGGCACACCGCCCCCUCCCCAGCCCUGGGGGGUUGGCCCACCACAGCCCCUACCUCAGCUGCCUUCACCCUUGAUGCCUCGAACCUCUGCCCUGGACUGGAGCCCCAGCCCCCCUGCCCCACUGCCCAGCCUCUCCUGGGUGGUGGCCCAGAGCAGUCCGGAAGCCUGGUCCUUUCCACCCAUGAGACUGUACUGA